AAAAUGCCAAUAAUUCCCACAAAGUUCAGUCACUCGCAUCACACUCACACACACCUAAGCGGCGAAACUGAGAUCAUAGAGCAAACCAACCGAUGGCAAAAACGACGUCGUUGCUGCUCUGCACAGUGCUUCUCUUCGCAACCCUCGCUCUCAUCCAGGCAAAGAAGUCGAAGGAGGAUUUGAAGGAAGUGACCCACAAGGUUUUCUUUGAUGUUGAGAUUGAUGGAAAGGCUGCAGGUCGUAUCGUAAUGGGUCUAUAUGGGAAGACAGUUCCAAAAACUGCAGAAAACUUCCGAGCUCUUUGCACAGGGGAAAAGGGAAUUGGUAAAAGUGGAAAGCCUCUCCAUUUCAAAGGUAGUUCAUUCCAUAGGAUUAUUCCUAGCUUUAUGAUCCAAGGAGGUGAUUUUACCCAAGGCAAUGGAAUGGGUGGAGAAUCAAUUUAUGGGGAGAAGUUUCCUGAUGAGAACUUCAAGUUAAAGCAUACUGGACCAGGACUUCUAUCAAUGGCAAACGCUGGUCCUGAUACCAAUGGUUCACAAUUUUUCAUUACAACUGUGACAACCAGCUGGUUGGAUGGAAGGCAUGUUGUUUUUGGAAAAGUGCUUUCGGGAAUGGAUGUUGUUUACAAGAUGGAAGCUGAAGGAAACCAAAGUGGAACUCCCAAAAGCAAGGUUGUGAUUGCUGACAGCGGUGAACUACCUCUAUGAAUGUACUUCCCAAUUCUCAACCAGGAUUUGUUGAAAGUGUUGCAAUCGUCCAUGAUUUGAUCUAUGGGACUACUUAUAUUUUACAGUCAUGUACUACUAGGUUCAGUUCUAUGUCAGUAGAUUACGUUUACCCCUAAGAAGGCAUAAUGUUACAUUUUUGAACGUGAAAUAUGUAGAGGGAAAUCGAAAUGAACAUGGCAGUCGGAGAUAUGCAACAGGCUCUUAACGUGGAGUUUUUUUCUUGGUCGAAA
Messenger RNA from Lotus japonicus, 958 nucleotides. RefSeq names its product peptidyl-prolyl cis-trans isomerase CYP20-1. Gene Ontology annotation, biological process: protein peptidyl-prolyl isomerization; protein folding. Gene Ontology annotation, cellular component: intracellular membrane-bounded organelle. Gene Ontology annotation, molecular function: peptidyl-prolyl cis-trans isomerase activity. Lineage: Eukaryota; Viridiplantae; Streptophyta; Magnoliopsida; Fabales; Fabaceae. The record is from RefSeq and is a predicted model, not a curated record. The transcript is spliced from 7 exons. The coding region runs from base 93 to 707 and encodes 204 amino acids.